Molecule: messenger RNA, 1015 nt
Organism: Galleria mellonella (greater wax moth)
Lineage: Eukaryota; Metazoa; Arthropoda; Insecta; Lepidoptera; Pyralidae
Product: CD63 antigen-like
Exons: 5
Coding region: 100-828 (242 amino acids)
Cellular component (GO): membrane
Source: RefSeq, a predicted model, not a curated record
AUUAAUGUAUAGUGAUAAAAAUAUCUGUAGCUGAAACAAAGCGGCGCAGUGCCCGUCAGUGUGUAACGUGUGAUUAGAACAAAUUAUUGAACGUUCAAAAUGUUGUCUAAAAUAUUUGGUACAGUGAAAUAUUUGUUAUUGAUUACAAAUUUCCUUUUCUUGAUAACGGGUAUAAUAGUAUUGUCUGUGGGCAGUUCUGUACAGUCAGCUUAUAAUGGAUACCAUCAGUUUCUAUCAGACAGAUUUUUCUCAUUACCCGCCUUUUGCAUAGCAACUGGCGUCAUUAUAAUACUGAUUGGUUUUAUCGGCUUCUAUGGAGCUUACACGGAAAAUCACAGAGUCAUUCUCGCGUACGUGUUUGCGAUGAUCCUGAUGUUUGUGUUCCAACUGUCAACGUGCAUAGCUGGUUAUACACUGCGCAGCAGCACUGUAGCACUCGUGCAACAACAGUUACACAAUACCAUGCAAUUGUACAAAGACGAUUUUGUAGUGCAACAAGUCUGGGACGAAGUUCAGUACGAUUUUUCAUGUUGUGGGGUAACCAACGCCAGUGACUGGUUAGGGCCACUGGAUACAGCAACUGAAGGUAGUUUGCCUCUGAGCUGUUGUCCUCACGAGAUUGGUUCAGUGGGGACUGCCACAUGCACGAUUAAUACUUCAACUGUAUAUAAAAAUGGAUGCUCGGAUGCUUUUGGAAAUUGGGUGAAAGAGCAUGCGGGCUCUAUAGGGGUGGCUGGAGUGUUUUUGGUACUUAUUCAGGCAUUAGUGGUAGGUGCGGCACUCUGGAUGGCCAAGGUAUCUCGGGAGGAGCAGUCGGCGUAUCCUUAAGGUCCAAGAGAUGUUGACAGUCAAGUUAGCUCGUUGAUCGAUUAGUAAGCCGGCGGUUGAGAACAGUACGCGAUAGAUUUUGAAUUUAAAGAAUGAGUGUUGUACAUAUGUUUUAAAUAUUAAUUACGUAUAAAUGUUACACAAUUGUUUAAGUUAAUUACAGUUAAAAUAAAAUUAUAGAAUAAUA